GGUUAGCUAUAUUAGGUCAGAGUACACCUGCAGGCUCUCGGGCACACCUGCGGGCAGUUUGUCACGGGAGAAAUUUGUUCCAGAAAGUCUCCCGGCUACCGGGAGAACACUCUGCCUUAUUUGCGCAGUGGCUAUGGUGUUCGGCGGCUGAGAACGAGGCUGCUUGUUCGACUCCCAGUGUCAUGUCGCUGCGAAAUCUGUGCUUCCUGGUCGCGUUGAUCCGUGGAGCUGUGUGUCUCCCCAGCGGAGCACCGACUGCCGCCUGCGGUGACAUGACGCCCCAGCAUGGACCCAACGCCAAGGCAUCCAGUGACCCGGGCAACCUCAAGCUGACUGCCACGGGCCACGACAACCGAAGUGCCAAGGUGACCUUGGAAGGGACCUUCAAAGGAUUUCUGAUCAAAGCAGUGGACAGCGACGGAACGGUGGUCGGAAAGUUCACACCGGACAUGCCUGACAUGGCGAAGGGACUCGCAUGCGACGGUCACAGUGACAGUGCCAUCACUCACACGAGCAACGCGGAGAAAGGUUCUGUCUCAGUCACGUGGACACCUUUGGACAGCUACAAGGGAGGUGACGUCAUAUUCAGGGCCACGGUUGUGAGAUCGAAGGAGGACUACUAUCUCAACCUGGAGUCUUCUGCUUUGAAGAUUGAGGAGCCGAUGACAAGCGACCCAAACAAUAUUGACGGAAGAGAGGAGUCUGGUAGUAGCUCCACGUCGCGCUCCGAGAUCACCGUCUGGCUGGCUGUCCUAGUCCUCAGCGGUGUCGUUUUGAACGCGCAACAUCGCCGGUUGGCGUACCCUUAGGAGGUGCGCUGGACGGAUACCGGUCAACAGCGUGCCGCCGGUUGUUUCGAAGAACCUGUCGUAGAUUUCGUGGCUACGAGUGCGGCCCCCGUACAACGUACCGAUCGUAGUCCUGUCAAUUACCGGACAGGUAUACAUGCGCACAGACAGUCCGGAACUGUAUUUUUGCGCUGAUUGAACUAAUAUUUUUUGAACGUUAUCCUUGGCGCUGUGCACUCAGUGUUGGCGCGCGUGCACGUCUCUCGUUAUUUCUGUUGUAACAUUAAAAGUCUGAAAUUCCAGAA
This is a messenger RNA of Dermacentor silvarum, 1093 nucleotides long. Its product is annotated as defense protein l(2)34Fc-like. Gene Ontology annotation, molecular function: oxidoreductase activity, acting on metal ions. The transcript has 6 exons. The coding region runs from base 183 to 809 and encodes 208 amino acids. Lineage: Eukaryota; Metazoa; Arthropoda; Arachnida; Ixodida; Ixodidae. The record is from RefSeq and is a predicted model, not a curated record.